This is a messenger RNA of Dermacentor andersoni, 6781 nucleotides long. RefSeq lists its product as uncharacterized. The record is from RefSeq and is a predicted model, not a curated record. NCBI's taxonomy places the organism in Eukaryota, Metazoa, Arthropoda, Arachnida, Ixodida, Ixodidae.
CUCGGUGGCAGUGGGAGGAGACGUCGGCGGCGAGCAGCAGUGCGACAGCAGCGGACAACCACGGGUGACCGCUGGCCAGCUCCGUGCCUUUGACGGUGCGGCGGGCUUUGCGGUUUUUUCCCGGGAAGCGCAUUCAGAGCCGCAAUGAACGUCCGGGUGCGUAGCGCUCAGCACAAUCGGGUGCCCCCCCGCGCAGCGCACUCUUCAGCUUGGCGGCCUCCGCUGUCACCGGCCACGACCCGAAAGUGCGGCCCUGCCUGGUCUUCACCGCUGAUCCCACUGCGUCCGAUAUGGACGCCACGCGGCGUCCGACCCUUUGCGGGGCUACCGUAACGUUGGUGGUGUCGGUGUUGCUGUUCGGAGCAUUCAACAUUGCAGAUGCAGUGAGGAAAGAUGAAGGACUGGACGAAGGGCCGUGGCUUCGAAGAAAUCCCAUCAGUUCAAGGCUCACGGCAGAAGAUACAGUUCACACGUGGACCACUGAUUCGGAACGCUUGGCCCAAGCCUUUUUGGAUGGUUCUGGAGACGGAGAAAAUAGCUACAACAGCCAGAAUAGUGACUUCACAUCUGUUCCACCUACUGUUACCAUAGAUCCCGGAGAACUGCCUCCUCUAUUGGCAACUACAACGGCAAUAGAUUACGGAGAUCUUAGUGAUGGCACAGAAACUUCUCUGGCAUCUUCAGAUUCGGGCUUUAUUGACAGCUGGGGUCUGUCCAGAACUUCGGUAGAAUACCCGGGACCUUCUGUGGCUUUACCUGAGGCGACAAAUGGCGAUGUUAUGGCGGAGCCUGAAUAUAUGACACCAUCGUUUCAUAGCGACUCCAUGGAGAUGUUUUUUUCGUCGGGGCCUCAAACGCUGACAUCUCCAUUUUCAGUUUUCUCAGAAGAAGGCUCCUCUGAGGGGGCUGUGUUGAUAACAUCGUCGUUUCCUGUAGAUAGCACAAGUGCAAUCGCACCAACACCUCGCACUUUGACGUCCCUGUCACCCAGCCCACUGGCACCUUUGCUUUCUUCCAGCUCUAGCCCUGUCCUAGACGAGUCGCUGGCAGAGAUAGAAAGUGGCUUAUUAGUAGACAUUAAAGAUGCGAGCGUAACCAGUAGUUCGUAUUCAGGAAACGAAUCCGAACUUAUGCUCAGCACCAAGUCUUUGUUCCAGCAAAACUCGUUUCCAUCAACCACUGAGAUUUCUAUUUCCACUGAUAAUCAGAAAAAUGCAUCUGCGCAAAAUUAUACCGCGAUUCAUCUGUCUCGGCACGGCGUAAGUUCUGUGAAUAAUGCCGAUGCGACUACUCUUUCGGCCAUCGAGUCUUCCAGGCACUCACCGCAGCUGAACACUGUGCCAACAUCGACGAGUCCAUUAUAUUCGUCAAGCUUGACAACGUCCUCAUUAAUAAGACCAGAAACAUUAUUACCUUUCACCACUGAAUUACUGCCGAUUGGAAAUACUUUUGAUAUUGGGACGGGAUCACACUACUUCAGUGCUGCCACAACGGAAAUGCUACCAACAGGAAAGACGGAGGCGUCGUACUUGUCCGGCCCAUCUGCUCUGUGGACUUCAGAGAAGGGCCGCGAGAAGGCGCCCUUGGGGAGUUGGCACAGUAGCGCAGAAUCCAACAGGCCGACGCUGCUGUGGUUCACUACGAGUCCUCCCGCGACGAGAAAGACGGAUUGGUUCCUGACAUCAAUGUCCAGAUGGUUUGUGCCGCCGUCAACGACUCUGCCGGAUUGGAGUCGCAGCCCUCAAGAUACUGUCGUCAGUCCAACCUCGGUGUUUAACUCAUUCGGCCAUCUCGACAACGGCUCGGAGCCGUCGCAGGAAGCGCUGAAUGAUCAGAUGAAGUAUUGGAUAAAAACAGUGAUGCGCAUAGAGCGCUACAACCAUUCAAACACAGAGAAGCUUGCGAAGAACCUGGCAUUUGUGUACGAAAAAGCUUUCGCCCAACUACAUGCAUCACGGCGAGGGAGACGCUACGUAGGCAGAUCAAUGGUUGUCCAGGUGGUCAACCUCUCGGUGGACUAUAAGGACCAGCUCAUGUCCCUCGUGUACACGCUGUCACAAGAGGGCAAGCCUGUGCCUGCGGAAACCGCUGUGGAGGCCAUGUCCGGGGUCAAUGAGACGGACAUGUCGCGGCUGCUCGGCUACCCCGUCGUCGUCAAGGCUGAGCCUUACGUCAAGCCAACAAAAACAGAGUCCGUCUCGCGGCUCGCGUGGAUAGUGGCCGGCGUUCUGGCGGCCAUCUUCCUCCUCGUCUUGCUGUUCCUGGUGCUCUACUGCAAGUGCUGCCGUCCGAAAGUGCACCGCAGUCCGUUCAGCGACUCUGGCUCUGUUCGCUCUUACGGCCGGCAGAAUAGGCGCAAGAUGUUUGAGGAGUCUGCCGGAAAGUUUGGAUCACUAGGCGAAAAAACCUACAAGGACGUGUUCACAAGCCCAAUACAUGUGCCGUCAGCGCCUCCAGUGGAAACAGACAUCCGAACGACGCGGUCCAGGCCCAAGAACCUCAGCGAAUACUUUGUAAACAAGGCUUACGAACCAGACCUUGGCGUGCGGGCAUCAGCGGCUCCAAGCUGCAGGCUGCGUGUUACUUCCGAUUAUGACGAAGUAAGUCCUGGCCUGGACGAGAUAAAGGGAGGCUUGUUCGAUCACGUGCCUCCGCCUCUAUCAGAUUCGGCAGAUUGCCCGCUACCACUGCCUCGCAAGAACUUGCAACUGGAUGUUCAUAAGGGUGACUUGGACAGCGACAGCGACACCUCCCUCGAAUCAACCACAUCAGCUGAAUCGGCUGAAGAAAAGACGGCAACAAGCGCGCAGGAAAGCAUUGCCACAUCAUUGUUGUCCGACGAGCCCUCCGAGGUAAACCACAUCAGCAACCCAGAAAAGACAUGCUCAGACGAAGACCUAAAGGAGGCCCAGAAGGAAUUGGAUCACAUGAAGAAGAAAAUUGCGGACAUCCUCGACAGCGCCCUUGAAAAAGCAGCAGCUAAGAAGGUUUACGGCAGCCUCCGCAGGCAGCGUGUCCCUCCAUCUGCUGCAGCAAUGAGAAGGACCAGCAGUUUGAAGGUGCCGAAGCCACGCCAUUCGUCAGUAAAUGACUUUCAGAGACCACCAAUAUUGUCUUUCUCGCCGGAAGAGCCGGAGAAGAAGGAUGCGCCGACGCAGACCACCGAUCUGGCCUCCUCUGGAAAGCCCCGGGUGGUGUGGUCGAUCUACAAGACGUCGGAAGCUGCCGCACAAACUUCUUUCCCGGACUGCAGGUUAAGCCGGGACGACGAUUCGAUGCGUUCCCGGAGGACAGACCCUGGCGAGCAAUCUCCCAUGACUUCUAGCGUCCGCGAUUCGACCCAAGCUAUGCUCAGCGCCAUCCGCGGCGAGCUGCAGAAAUUCAGCGUAGCACAGAGGACGCAUAACGGCGAGAGCUUCGCAUAAGGCUGAGCGAAGACACAAGCGUGUUUGAAGGGCCCGCUCAGCAGGCUCUAUUUCGCAGUACGCUACACAGAGAGAGAAAGAGAGGGAAGUCAUAAGGGAAGGGCAGGGAGCUUGACCAGGCUGAGCCCGGUAGGCUACGCAGAAACGCGAUUAGAGCUGUUGCAGAGGAAAGCGAGCACGCUGACUCAAAACAGCACUUGCUCCAAGUUUGGGUCCGAGGGCAUUGCAAAGAGCUUUGGCCCAUGAACAAUAGGUAACGGUAAGGCGCUGAUAUUUGUUGGUAUUUCCAGUCGUACUCCAUUUCUCGCAAUCGUAAGGAAUCACCUUCAAUUCAAGAAGAGGUGCAAAUUUGUUUAAGCAGUGAGAUGCACGGCAGACGUGCGCGUGAGGGAGAUUCAUAAGGCUGCUUAAUAUGCACACUGCGAGUGCUAAUGAACCUGCAUCUUUUUUUUUUGCAAAGAAUUGGACUAAUACUGAGAACAAGAAUUACUUUCGGGCAUGCUGCAUGAAUAGAAUGGAUCUUGUCUCCGUCGCGGAUGCCAAUUUCAAAUAUUUGCUGAACACAUAAGUGUCGCCAUUACCCGUCGACAAGGAUUGGGGCUUUGAGCUAUAUAACAAUUAUGACGAGAUCAGUGUAAAGUAGAUAAACUGAAAACUGCAAGUGAGCAGCAACUAUGAUAUUACAGUAGCGGGAUCUGAGCGUGCGCCGUAGCAAAAGCAGACUUUUGUUAUGUGAUUCUGUGCGAGUUGUGUUCCUACGAAAUAUAAAAAAAUACCUGAAGCAACAUUACUGACUGCGCAAAAUGAUGUCGGAGAUCACCAUAAUAGACACUUUGUCACUAGAACAGGACCUGGUCACUUCUGCAGAGUCUAUUGUUUCAUUGAUGCCGCCAGCAUAAUCAUGCAGGCACUGUACUAUCAAGGCGUCGAGUAACUAUGCCCAAAGUUGUCAGGACAUAUACAGCAACACUUUUGAGUGAGCAUUGUCUUUUAACACGCGAGUGAAAACUAAUAAAUCGGGAUGGACUUAGGACAAACUGACGAACUCGCACCUUUGUUAUCGACUUUUGGCACGUAAAUACAUAUAUGUUCAGUGGGUAUAUCAAAGUGAAUAAAUCCGUGCUGGAUCAAACUUGAUGAUUGCCGUUGGGCGAUAAAUAAGGAAAGCGAGAACAUCUGCACAACAUUCCAAAAUUACUUCUUCUAUUGUAGCACCCUUUUUGUACUCCUUAGAUUGAAAAUGCUCUUCAGAGUAGUAUUUUGACAGAUAGAGGGAUAAAUAAGAAAACAAAACUAUUCAGGUUAUACAGACGAGAAUAUUCAAUUUUCUACCUUGCACUGGUGGAAAAGGCUCAGAUAAAAGAAAAAGAAGAGGGAGUGAGAAUGUACAACUCCAUCAAGGUCAGCACAACACAGGUGCGAAAUAAAUAAAUAACACAAUGGAGUUGUUUUUUCGUCCACUUUCAUCUCCCUUUAAUUUAUAGUUUGUACAUCUCAAUGAACAACUAGUUUACGUUGUGCUUUUUUUGCUUUCGUUGUCUGUUGGCUUCGAAUCAUAUUGACUAACGAAAAUCGGGCCCCCUCGGUAACCCUUCUUCUCCUUCAUUAGAUAGCGAUGAUAUAGAUUCGCGAAGCUUUGACGCCUUCGGGUAUCAUACGACGGUUUGUUGGCCCGUUGCUUUCUCCCAAGUUCGUGUAUUACGUGACACCUGAGGUAGCAAAGAUGUUGCACAUCUGCCGCCAUGGCCGUGAACUGCAGCGCUAACAAUACCAGGGCUAGAUCUAGUACAUAUACAAUAUCCGAUAAAGUAGAUAAGAAGACGGCGCCGCUGUAGGUCGAUUGCUACGAGUAUCGCAGGCGUAAUGAGGAGACGUGGGUUCGUCGGCCACCGGCGGCUAGUUGUUCUCUCGCUCACUUUAAUUUCCAUUUAGCUUAUCAUUUCUACAUCUUCAGUAAAACAGGCAAUUUACCGUAUGUUUCCCUUGGUUUCAUUGCCUGAGCACUGGCUUUAUAUGACUGUGACUAACAAUAUUCUCGCCCCUCUGUUCGCACCCUUCUUUAAAGUGUCGUAGUCGUUGACACAAGCAGUUGCAAGAAGAUGGCGUGCUUCCACUUUUGAAGAAAUCGAUGCUGCAUAUAAGUGUAUUGUGUUAGCAUGGGUGUUAUUGCUUACCUUUUCAAGCUCGCACCGUAUCUCACUGGUCCUCUUGCUGGGUUGCCAGUACUAAAGGAAUCAUAGUGGUUCAUGUGGUGGUUGUUUAAUACUACUGCUUUGUCAGAACCCAAUUUCCCUUCAUUACGAAUAACGCUUAGGCCGAAAGAGAAAGGUGAACGCGCUACAUGCAACAAUGAAAUUAUUAGCCAGGGUAAAGUCCUAACAGGAACGUUCGUAGCGCUCUUCUAUAGCGCACGCAUCUAUCCAUUUCGUUUUGUACACAGCCAUUUCUUCAUUGCUAGAUUCACAGUACGCUGUUCGUUCACACAUAAUUAGCCCCUGUAUGCAUGACGUAACUUUUGCAGUCACCUAAUCGCAAGGGCGCUCAGAGAUCACUACAUUACAAAAGUAAUACAAAAUAGCAAUGUGAAGUACAAAAUAAAACUCGGCAUGCAGUUCAUCGCAACAAGCGCAGCCCAAAUCAGUCGGUUAUCUUCAUUUGUGACAUUUUGAGCGGAGAUUCUUGCGAUUCCGCGCGGGCAGGCAGCUUAUUUCACCGAGGCACAACUCAUGCAGCCUGUACGGACACGCUGACCGCGAGCUUUGAGAGACGACAUUUGGUCCCUUAUGCGAUGGGGCACAAGUUGGCUGUCAGAGAUAAAUUUUUAUAGAUUCCUCCGGUAUUAGUUUAUUGUUAAUGUCAUAAUCGUCGCUUUCUAUUAGCAGAGAUGCAAAUCAAUACGGCUGAACGAGAAAGUUGUUCCAUCUAAAGUAGAGUUGGGCGUAUGGCUUUUAUUUCGAAGAUUAUGUUUAUUUCCUCCUAACGAAGCAUAGAGCUCUGUGCGGUUCGCUGCCCUAUGCAGACUUGAGCCCCACACCAUAGGUAUUUCGGCCGCUGAUGUUAUUUCUACGUUCCUUCACCCUAUAAGUCAUGAAACGGUUUCUUAGUGGUGAUUAACACGUUCAUACGCCCGGAAUAACACAGUCAGCUUAGCAAAUAGUUGCUUGAUUUUGCAAGGGUACGGGCGCGCUCUUGUAGAACUGCAUACGAAGCCCGCCGAGAACUUACCGUAAAGUCAGGGAAAACGCUGGUUCGUUUGCCCGGCGUUGCAAACCGGGGUGAACGGGUUGCACCCUAUCAUUGAUUGUACUCACGAGCACCUUCAUUACUUGUGUAAAAUAAACUCCUCCUCACUUCUG